UAAGGGAAAUUGGAGAGCACGUGGAAAUAAUAGAAGCAACUGUAAAUAAGAAUAGUGUUAUAUCCAUUAAAAAACAUAUAAAUUACAUGAAAGAAUUAGAUAAGCCUACCAUAAAUAAGACUAGCAUUGAAUCUGUUGAACAUCUAGAUUACAUAACAGAGCCAGAUCCUUCCAUUGUGAUUAAAAGUAGUAUUGAAUCUAUAGAUUACGCGCCAAAAUUAGAUAAGCAUAGUGUUGAAUAUAUAGGUUAUGCACCAGCAUCAGAUAAACCUAUCAUAAUUAAGAGCAGUAUUGAAUCUAUAGAUAACGUGCCAGAAUCGAAUGAGCCAAAAUUGAAUGAGUCAAAAUCAAAUGAGCCAGAAUCAAAUGAGCUUACCAUUUCAAAUAAGACCGUUUCCAAUACUAUAGGAUCAGAAGCUAGAAAAGCUAAGACUCAAAAUCACAAUAGCAAUCGUAGAUCUUCAACAUUUGCAAUUUGCUGUGCUUAUGGUAAAGUUCGUUUACAAUCUUUAUCUAAACCACCAUCAUAUUUGUUGGAUCUGUACAUAUUAACUAGAUCUAAUGCUAAUUCAUUUCACAAAAACAUUAGAAGCUAUAAUAAUAUCUUGGACAAGGAGUAUCUAAUUUCCAGAUUCAUGGCCAAGUCUAUCACCACAUCAGACAUUACUGCCAGCAGUGAUCAAACACAAGAUACUAAUUGGUAUGGUUCUCCUACAGCUUCUGAAGUAGCUAUAAUUAUAAUUGGUGAUAGUCAUGAGAUGGAACCAUUCAGUCAAGACAUUCUUCUUAGGUUGUGUAGUGGAGGUCUACAAAGAAUAUUAGAAUUUUGUUCAUCAUAUGAUCCGCUUCAUUAUGUAUUACUAUUUCCAAAAGGUAAUGAUGGUUGGUAUUUUGACAUACCUCUCAUAGGUGCUAAGAAAAGAGAUAAA
Acaulospora morrowiae is the source of this 929-nucleotide messenger RNA. The record is from the annotation of a GenBank genome assembly. Lineage: Eukaryota; Fungi; Glomeromycota; Glomeromycetes; Diversisporales; Acaulosporaceae.